AGGCUCCUGCUGCUUAUACAUGGGCUCCCAGGCCAGUCCUUAGUGUGGUUUAAUGUCCACGGAAGUGACCACGAGCAAUGAUUGAUGUUUCAGUGGCAAAUUCAAUGCAAUUGUGCAUUUUUUAUGUUGUUUUAGGAGGAAUUUGAAAAUUGUGUGACUCAGUAUAUGAAGGCAAUAAACUUUGCAAAAGGAGAACCCAGGUAUUACUUCCUGGUGUAUAACGCAUCAGUCCUCUACUGGCAAAUGGUGAGGCCAUUUCUCAAGCCGGGAUAUCAUCACCAUCUGAUCUCCAGCCUCUCCCAAAUUGUCAACGUGUUAAAUCAGACUGAAGAAGAGGACAAGGAGUGGCGGGCAGAGCUGAUGCUGGAGCUUCUGGACUGUUAUCUACAAGCUGGAAAAAAGGAAGAGGCUGCAAAAUUUUGUGUCACUGCAGCGCCAUUUAUAAAAGCUAGCGUGCCACAGAAAUAUCGACACAUAUUUUCUGUUAUGGUGAGACAUGAAUUCGUGGAUGAGCUUCAGUUAGAGGAAGAAAAGAAAACCUCCGCUAGCCUGGCUGUCACUUACCACAUUAAUAUGCUAAAAGCAAAAUUGGAUAAAAAUGAGUUACCUGAAGAUGUGAACUCAAUUCUGAAGAAGGCCUAUAAACAUUUAAGUUAUUAUAAUCACCAGCGCUUCCCUUCAGUCAGAGAGGAAAAAAUUCUUUUGCUUUUUGAAUUGGCUCGUCUCUCUUUGACCUUGAAAUGUGAGGAGAUCUCCUCUGGCUGCCUCUCAGACUUGAAGAGUAUUGACAGCACAGAUCCUGGGAAGCUGAUUGAAAUCGAAUGCCUGGAGUACGAAUUAGAAGCUUUAAGACUCGAAAGUAAAAUUAAAAUCUAUGUCCGAGCAGCCGUUGAGACCCAGCUGAACCUGGUGCGGAGACUUGACGUGGCACUCCAGCGGGCCGUGCGGCUGGGCGAGCCCGGGCCCAUCCACGUGGUGUGUGCCACCCAGUGGAACACGAGUCUCCCUCUGCUGCAGCACCACCUGCGGCAGCAGCUGCGGAAGCCGCUGGCCAACGUCGCAGACGCCCUGGAGAAGGUGGACAGGUAG
Leptonychotes weddellii (Weddell seal) is the source of this 1089-nucleotide messenger RNA. The record is from RefSeq and is a predicted model, not a curated record. Lineage: Eukaryota; Metazoa; Chordata; Mammalia; Carnivora; Phocidae.